UACGACCUAAUGAAUGCCUGGUGCGUAAGGCGUGCACAAACAUAUGGCAUCAAAUCGAGACUAGUCUGGUAUAGCGACGGCAGGCUGCAUACUUCUGUUCAUUCAAAGAUUAUUAAGUCUACCUAGGUAUGUGAUUGUCACUGUGUCGAAUGCUUCCUCACCAUCAAGCAUGGGUUGAUGGCGGGCAGAAUGGUGGACCACCAAUGAUAUACUACGCAUCACUCGCCGGCCUCCAUCAACCUGUUCAAUUUCUCUUGGAUAAUGGGUCAGACAUAAAUAUCCACGGUGGCUAUUUUGGGGGUUCGCUCCAGGCCGCAGCAUUUAAUGGCCACAAGGACCUCGUCUGCAUGCUACUCUACAGAGGGGCAGAUAUAAACACCCAACAUUGGGUUCUUGGCAUUGCGGUUCAAGCUGCUUCCAUUAACGGACAUUUCGAGCUUGUUCAAGAAUUAGUUAAUAGAGACGCAGAUAUCAAUGCCCGAUGUGGACAAUACGUGACUGCACUCCAGGCCGCCGUAGAAAAAGGUCACGUGAAGACUGUGAAAACGCUUAUAGGGCGGGCGCAAAGACGUAAAUAUUCAAGGGGUUAUCAUGGGACUGCUCUACAGGCUGCUGCUUUCCAUGGUCACAUUAAGAUCGUCAGAAUGCUGCUCGGAAAUGGCGCGGAUCCCAAUAGCAAUUGCGAGUGGCGCGGGAAUGCUCUACAGGCUGCUUCGCUGGGAGGCCACACGGAGAUCGUCCAACGCCUGCUUAACGAAGGUGCAGAUGUCAAUAGUAAUUGUGGGCAUCUUGGCAGCGCACUACAGGCUGCUUCAUCUGCAAAUCAUGAAAGAGUUGUUUUGGAAUUGCUCGAUAGAGGUGCUGACGUAAAUGCUCAAGGAGGGUAUCAUGGAAAUGCGCUUAAAGCUGCGGUGGAUUGGGUCUGGAAUUCUAAACGACCAAGUGAGACUGUCAUGACACUAAUCCAGAAGGGCGCGCACCAGAAGGAAGUGAACCAGUCCCAUUUAUCUUUUGCGUUGAAAAUUUAUGAAAACCAGACAUAUUUAGAUAGGCUCUACCUUUGGGAGGAGAAGGAUAAAUGGAAAGACGAAGAUAGAGAUUGGAGAAAUAGGCGGUGCUGUUUGGGUAUGUUUUGCAUUUCAUUAUAG
Xylaria bambusicola is the source of this 1148-nucleotide messenger RNA. RefSeq names its product ankyrin repeat-containing protein. Bases 150 to 1148 code for a protein of 332 amino acids. The transcript is spliced from 2 exons. NCBI's taxonomy places the organism in Eukaryota, Fungi, Ascomycota, Sordariomycetes, Xylariales, Xylariaceae. The record is from RefSeq and is a predicted model, not a curated record. Gene Ontology annotation, molecular function: protein binding.